This is a messenger RNA of Eleginops maclovinus (Patagonian blennie), 3869 nucleotides long. RefSeq names its product beta 3-glucosyltransferase a (gene b3glcta). The record is from RefSeq and is a predicted model, not a curated record. Lineage: Eukaryota; Metazoa; Chordata; Actinopteri; Perciformes; Eleginopidae. Gene Ontology annotation, molecular function: acetylglucosaminyltransferase activity. The transcript has 15 exons. The coding region runs from base 80 to 1357 and encodes 425 amino acids. Gene Ontology annotation, cellular component: membrane.
UGAAAACACAAAGUAUAUGUGGUGUGUUUAAACUCAGGGCUUUAGGUAGCUACCUUUAUCUUCUUAGGCUUAUUUUGGUAUGUUUGUAUUCUGGCACUGGGUCUUUGAUACAAUAUUAAACCAUGUGGACUCUCCCAGGAUGCUGUCGAACAACCCCCACAUCGGGCAAAAAGUGGCAGGCUGUUUGAUUUUCCUCUCCGUCUUUCAUAUCAACUUUUCUGCUGGCGGCACUGGAAAAGGCUCACAUAGCCAAGAUGAUAUGCAUGUCAUCCACAACAAUCAACUUGACCUGCGGGAGAUAGUGUUCGUCAUCCAGAGUCAGAGCAACUCCUUCCAUGUGAGGCAGGCAGAAGCACGGAGAGCAGACUUACUGCAGCAGGCUCACGGUCUGAAAGAGAAACCACCAGUGGUAUUGCUUCUUCAUAGUUUAUCAGAUCACGAGGGAGAUUGGAGUAUCCUUCCUCUGCUGCCCAACUUAUCGAACUCCUUCGGGAAAAACUCCUCCUGGAUUGUAUUUCUUGAGGAGGAAACAAAUGUGAAGAUGACUAAGCUGGUUCAAGUCCUUUCAAAAUUUGACAACAAUAAAGAGUGGUUUCUGGGUAAGCCCCUGCAUGACAAGGAGUCGACUAUCAUACAUCACUACGCGUUUGCAGAGAAUCCCUCCAUGUUUAAAUAUCCCGACUUUGUUGCUGCUUGGGCCUUAAGCACCCCCCUUUUUGUUCGGCUCGCAGACAAAGUGAGAAAUGAACCACUUAAAUCUGACUUCACCAUUGACCUGAAACAUGAGGUUGCCUUGUAUAUCUGGGACAAUGGCAACGGUCCACAUCUCACUGCCGUUCCUGAGCUGUGCACUGAGCCGGAGGGCUCUCCCAAGACCCAACACUGUGCCACGUCUCUGAGCACCGUGCCUCCUCUGUGUGGAGAGCCUGUAAAUAAAGAAGAUGUAUUUGUUGCUGUGAAAACGUGUAGGAAGUUCCACAGUGAAAGAGUUCCAGUGAUAAAGAAGACCUGGGAAAAGGAUGCCUUCUUUUUAGAGUACUACAGUGACCAUGCUGAUCCAGCCAUACCAACCAUUAAUUUAGGAGUUCCAAACACAGAAAGAGGCCACUGUGGGAAAACGUUUGCAAUUCUUCAAAGAUUUCUGACCAGCUCUGUCCCAAACACCAAGUGGCUCCUUGUUGUUGACGACGACACACUUAUCAGCCUCUCCAGACUGCAAGUCUUGCUGAGCUGUUACGACCCAUCUGAACCAGUGUGUCUGGGGGAGAGGUACGGCUACGGCCUGAGCCAAGGUGGCUACAGCUACAUCACAGGAGGUGGAGGGCACGCCCAGAGGACUACGCCAGAGACUUCUUAGCUCACCAGGUGCCCAUCUCUUUCCAUAAACACUGGAACAUCGACCCCAUUGCUGUUUUCAACAAAUGGCUGAAGGAUGACUUGAGGACAAAAGCUUCAGAUGGACUUAAUAAAAGCACUAAGACAGAGUUAUAAACAUUUUAAGCACACUGUGUGUGUGUGUGUGUGUGUGUGUGUGUGUGUGUGUGUGUGUGUGUGUGUGUGUGUGUGUGUGUGUGUGUGUGUGUGUGUGUGUGUGUGUGUGUGUGUGUGUGUGUGUGUGUGUGUGUGUGUGUGUGUGUGUGUGUGUGUGUGUGUGUGUGUGUGUGUGUGUGUGUGUGUGGGGGUCAUGGAGCUGAAAUAUUGUCCUUCACAGAUGUAAAUGUUUUUGUAUUGUUAAUGUUGAACUGUUAAGAGGGACCAUAUCAGUGUGUGUCCAUGACUAAAUCUGAGAGUGUCUUCAUGACUGAGUUGCAUGUUGUUUUGGAAAUAUGCAUACACAAUAUGUGUAUAUUUAUAUCGUAUGAAUAAUCUGAACCCUACAGAGAUCUUCUCUGGGAGAUACUGUCUUUAAAAAGUAUCACUAAUGCUGUACAAUGUGCUCUAUUUUGACAUAAAAGUAUAAAUAUUUCAGAAAUGUGUGUUUUUGUUUUCAUUGGAGGCUUAAAAUAUGUUUUAGUUUAAACCAGUAAGUAACUAAUAACAACUAAAUUAUACUACUGAAAGUUAUGUAUAAUGUAUGUUAAAGGUGAAUUAAGACUAAGACAGUAAAGACUUGCUGUUGUGGUGCAGUUUAAGGCAUUAAAGCUCUCUAAAGUAAGCUGAAGGUUUAUAAUUACUCCCUUAUUAAAAGGGUCCAACUGCUGUUUAGGCAAAUAACCGUCUUAACUCUACAUUACUUUUGUUUUUACUUACUGACUUGAUUCACCUAAACACCCUCAUUACAUUGUUAGCCAAGACCAUCUGUUUCUCAAUGUGAAGCCAGUUGCAGGAACAAAAAAGGAGCAUGAAUUUCAUAGACAUAUUUGUUCGUAAAAUAUUGGCUGGUAUCCUGCAGAAUGAGGUAGAAAUUAGUUUUAUCAACAUCUAUGAACAUUUUUCAUUACAACCUUUUUUCUCACAAAAUGAUUUGUCUAAUAAAAUGAAUUGGCAGACCCAAUGAUUUGCUGACCAUUAAAGGUCGUUGAGCCUCAGUUGAAGAAUUAAACCUUCCUCCUGGCUGCUUUCCAUCCUAAAAGAAUAAUUUGCAGCUGUAAUACUUCAUUCGGAAAGAGAGGGAGCCGGCUGCGGCUUCGUGGUGGCAAAAGCAUUAGAAAGACCAGAUUUUUAUGAAUUGCUUGAUAUCAAUUACACUGCACUAAUUAAAUUUGUAAAAUGCCAUUACUGUCAGUCCAUAGAAGACCUACUGUAAUACAGAAAAUGUCCCUCUACUCUGUUAGUAAUGUGGUGCUAAAUUUACACUGUCCUAAUAGCACAGAAGGCCAGCUCCAGUUCAUGAAAAGUAUCUUAGCCUCAGGCAUUUGAGCAGUGCAGUAAGUCAAGGAGACAUCUGCUCACACACCUAUGAAUUGUAGCCUAUUGCAGGAAACAUAGUUAAAUUCCUUGAGGGACUCACGCACACAUUGAGAGAUGAGGGAAAUCCUCUCCUUAAUUCUGACCAGGUCCACACAACAUGAUUGCUUCGCCAAUUUUUAUAGUGUGUCAGCAACAACUUCUGAGUCGGGUUAGACUUUGAUGUUGAAUUUAAUGCUUUAAUCUUCGUCCAAAAAAAGUCAAACAGGGAGAUGAGUGUAGUUCUGUAUUUCUUCCAAAACACAUUGUCUAUUUUUUGUUCAGCACAGUAUCUGAGUUUUUAGAUAAACUGAGCUAAUUGAGCUAUUAUUAUUUUAUUUUAUUUUCCUAUAAAGGUGUAAGUGCUGGUUCAGACCCCUGUCACAUUAAGGGUUGUAACUUGAUGCGGAAAUACUGAACUCAUUAAUUAUUAUUUAUUUUACGUCCUUGCCUAAACAUCAGCAAUGCAGAUUUGAAUAGAUUUGAUGAUCAUUUCAGUCACUAAGAAACAUUUUUGCCUUUUGUGCUUCAAAAACACCACAUAUGCCUGCCUUAAUUUAAGUAAUGUGAGCUACAAAAUUGCUCUGUGAAUUUGUGUAACUAUGUUUAUUUUGUGCUUAUUGUCCUCAUUUGUAUCCUCAUACAGUAAUUCCCACUGUUCAUCCAGUUUGGGUUUAUUGUGAAUGACAUCUUGCCUUGAAAAAAGAUUAUCAAAAGUUGUUCAAGAACCAGUACAAUAAGGAGAGUGGGCAGACUUGGUAAUUGUCUCCAAGGCUUUACCUGACAAAUUUCCUCCUGCAUUUGCAUAAGAUUUAAAGUUUUUUUUUCGUUCAAAUUCCCAAAAGAAAAAACAUUUUCCAACUAUGUCUUGUUUUAUGCAGAUCGUUUUUUUUGUUUUGCUUGUUCAAUAUCUGCGUCUGAGAUACUUUCUCUCACUAAGCCCCCUUAAAACUUUGGACUAGCCCUUUAGAAUUAUGUGACUU